GAUGCGAGAUUGCGAUCCAUCCACCAUUAGCCUAGUACCGAUCGCCUAGGCGUAAACUACCUCUCGCCGGUGGCGAAAUGGAGGCUUGUUUGGUGAAAUGCUGCCCUGGUAACGCUCUCCGAAGAGUACUCAAGCCCCUUCGUUGUUCUUCUUCCAUGGCUAUCCACUCUGGGAAAAUUUCGGUUAAAACAGCAUAUGACGCGGUGCUGUUGGACGCUGGAGGUACCCUCUUACAAUUGGCAAGGCCUGUGGAAGAGACUUACGCCUCCAUCGGAGCCAAAUACGGUCUAAAAGCAACUCCAUCUGACAUAAAGAAAGGAUUCAAGAGAGCCUUUUCUGCUUCAUGGCCCGAGAAGCUUCGUUAUCAGGGAGAUGGGAGGCCCUUCUGGAAAAAACUUGUUUCUGAAGCCACUAGUUGUGCAAAUGAAGAUUACUUUGAAGAAGUCUACCAGUAUUAUGCAAAUGGGGAUGCUUGGCAUCUUCCGGAUGGAGCACAUCAAACUAUAAUCCUUCUCAAAGAUGCUGGAGUUAAAAUGGCUGUUGUGUCCAAUUUUGAUACCCGAUUAAGGAAGCUGUUGAAGGACCUUAAUGUCAUAGAUCUGUUUGAUGCUGUGAUCAUUUCUUCAGAGGUUGGAUAUGAAAAGCCAGACGCAAGGAUAUUUAAAGCUGCUUUAGAUCAAGUUGGUGUAGAGGCUGGCAGGUCUGUACACAUUGGAGACGAUGAAAGGGCAGAUAAGAUGGGGGCCAAUGCUGUCGGAAUUGAUUGCUGGUUGUGGGGAAGAGAUGUAAAGACAUUCUCAGACAUACAAAAGCGCAUCUUCAUCUCGGAUGCAUAGCUUCUGAUAAAUUAGGUGUCAGACUUGGCAUCUUCUUGACAGUAAUUCUUAAUUUUUAGUUUCUAUAGUUUAUUGCCUAUUCACAUCAAUGUUGAUGUUAAACUGUGAUUCAGCUCUUGUAUGCUUGAUAUAUAUAUGACAGACAUUAUUAUUCAACCUCCUUGAUUUCUUGAAAGAAUAACAUAGUCAUGGAUUUUAAGAAAGUUAUGUUUAUUUCCUUAAAUUCACGAACUGUCAAAGAUAGAUGCCGUUGGCCAAAAAAAUUCAGGGAUAGGUGUCUGUUCUGUAUUUAACUAAUGAGUUAUAUCAAUCUUUGUAACCCAAUGCAUUCUGGCUGGUAAGUACUUGAAUUUCAUUCAGACAUCUCUGACAAUGAAACUAACAAUUGAAA
Messenger RNA from Rubroshorea leprosula, 1227 nucleotides. NCBI's taxonomy places the organism in Eukaryota, Viridiplantae, Streptophyta, Magnoliopsida, Malvales, Dipterocarpaceae. The record is from the annotation of a GenBank genome assembly.